UCCUUCUACUUCUCACCUCUAUUGGAUUCCAUCGCUUCUCGACUCUAAUUUUCUCCAUCAACAGUACUACCCAGAGGCAGGAAGACAAGGCACAGGGGAGAGACGUAACUAGAUGGUAGACAGCGUCUGCAUGCUCUUGGUUUUGGGAUGUGAUAGAGACUCACAGUAGCAGAGGCAAGGAAUUGAGAGGGAAACGCCAUGUGCAUAGCAGUGUUUAUGUGGGAAGCUCACCCAAUUUACCCCUUCGUUUUACUUCUCAACAGGGAUGAAUAUCACAGCAGGCCUACGGAGCCACUUGGAUGGUGGGAGGGUGGUGUGAUUCUGGGUGGAAGAGAUGGUCUUGCAGGUGGAACAUGGUUGGCUUCUGCAAAGGAUGGAAGGUUGGCUUUCGUCACUAAUGUUCGGGAGACUCAGUUGAUUCCUGAAGCUCUGAGUAGAGGACAUCUCCCUGUUCGUUUCUUGAAGAGCAAGAAGAAUCCCAUGGUGUUUGCUGAAGAGGUUGUGGCAGAGGCCAAUCUGUAUAAUGGGUUCAACCUGGUGCUUGCUGAUCUUUGCUCCAAAAGCCUUGUUUAUGUAACAAAUAGACCAAAACAAAAUGGCAGCUUUAUUUCAGAGGUUUCACCUGGGAUCCAUGUUUUAACAAAUGCAAGCCUAGACUCACCUUGGCCUAAGGCUCAGCGAUUAGACCACAAUUUCAGGGAGGUAUUGGCUGAAUAUGGUGGAGAGGAACUUCCCAUCAAAGAGAUGGUAUCAAAACUAAUGUUGGAUACCACUAAAGAAAAAGAAAUCCUGCUCCCAGGAAUUUAUUCGCCAGAGAUAGAAUACCAGCUGAGUUCUAUAUAUAUUGAUUGUGCUCGUCCAAAGGGGCGUUAUGGCACCAGAAACCAGUCAGCAUUAUCUGUAAAAUCCAAUGGAGAUGUCUGCCUAUAUGAAAGAUAUCUGGAAAAGGAUGAUAUCUGGAAAGAGCAAACAGUAAUUUACCAAAUAGAAAUGACAAUUUAGUGAUUUGCAGAUAAGAGUUCACAGUUUAGUUCUUAUUUGUGUGCAAGAUCACAGAACAGGCGUACACACAGGCUGUACCAUAUAAUGUCCAACACAGAUAUUGAAUCAGCCAUGGCUGAUUGUUUAAGCAGCUAUCAAGCUAAAUAAGUUUCCUUUUCUCUGAGACUGUUAUUAUGAUGUUGACUGACUUACUGAGAUUUUCCUGAACCCGUUUCAGGUGAGAUAUGUUGGUUGAAAAUAUGCAUUUCUCCUCAUAUUUGUGGACAAUAUUGUCUUCACAUUAUUGGAGUAGUUGACAUUAGGUUAAGAUUUUUGUACAAAAUGUAAAGAUUGGUUUUCACUUUUGAUGUCUCUUAGCUCUAACAUAUAUUAGUAUUACAGCCCUCUUUAGGGCUGCGAAUUCAAACACU
Molecule: messenger RNA, 1412 nt
Organism: Rubroshorea leprosula
Lineage: Eukaryota; Viridiplantae; Streptophyta; Magnoliopsida; Malvales; Dipterocarpaceae
Source: the annotation of a GenBank genome assembly